GGCUUUAGUGAAGUCCGCUCUCGCUUGCGACAGCUCACGGCCUCAGCCAUCGUAAGGAGCCGUCGACGGGCGCGCACCGUUCGUCGUUCCUGUCCGCCGUCUGCUGUUCACGAGUGGACAUCCGAGUGUGGUGUGUGCGCGUUUACCGCCUUCGCCUACCUCCGAGGAUGGCCGCGAUUCUGUCCAAUUGUUCGCGGUUCGCGCCUCGCGUGAUCACGCGGAGCAGCGUGUUGCGGGCCGAGGUUGCAAGAUCAUUGUGUAGUCAAGGGCGCACUGUAGUUAUCCACGCCGAACGUGUGUCCAAUGCCAAAGCUUUAUUAUGCAAAAAAUACAAAGCAAGCUAUUGUUGGAUAAAUCAAACGAGACACAUACGUUCGACUUCAGCGUUAUGGGAGAUAAGGGAGGUUGUAGUCCCUGCGUUUGCCGAAAGUGUCAGCGAGGGCGACGUGAGGUGGGAGAAGAAGGUCGGCGAUCAGGUGAAGGAAGACGAUGUCCUCUGCGAAAUCGAAACGGACAAGACUUCGGUUCCUGUACCAUCGCCCGGGUCCGGUGUCAUAAAAGAGCUCUUCGUUAAGGAUGGUGAUACAGUGAAGCCAGGGCAGAAGUUGUGUACCAUCGACAUCGGUGCGACCGGUGGUGCGACCGCCGAACCUGCGCCGGCGAAGAAGCCGGCACCCGCCGCGGCCGCACCGAAGCCUACCGCGGCAGCGCCGCCGACCGCGGCACCAUCGCCACCUCCGAGUGCGGCGCCUCCGCCACCACCGAGACAGCCGAUUCCACCGCCUGCUGCUCAACCGCCACCUCAACAGUCACCUAUCGCGUCCAUGCCAGUCGCGGCUAUCAAGCACGCCCAGUCGCUGGAGAGCGCGAAGGUUCAGCUACCUCCCACUGAUUACUCGCGCGAGAUAAUCGGCACGAGAACGGAGCAACGAGUAAAGAUGAGCAGAAUGCGCCAACGUAUUGCGGACCGUCUGAAGGAUGCGCAAAACACGACCGCUAUGUUGACCACGUUUAACGAGAUUGACAUGAGUCGCAUUAUUGAAUUUCGAAAAAAGCAUCAAGAAGCGUUUGUGAAAAAAUACGGUAUCAAACUCGGAUUUAUGAGUCCAUUUGUUGCGGCCAGUGCUUACGCUCUGAAAGAUCAGCCCGUGGUGAAUGCCGUGAUAGAUGGUGCUGAGAUAAUAUAUAGAGAUUAUAUAGAUAUUAGUGUGGCGGUCGCGACGCCGAAAGGACUCGUCGUACCAGUACUUCGCAGUGUGGAGAACAAAAACUUCGCCGAGAUCGAGAUCGCUUUGGCCGCUCUGGGCGACAAAGCUAAGAAGGGGAAAAUCACCGUCGAAGACAUGGACGGUGGCACCUUCACAAUAAGUAACGGCGGCGUUUUCGGCUCGUUACUGGGAACUCCCAUCAUCAAUCCGCCGCAGAGCGCGAUCCUCGGGAUGCAUGGCGUCUUUGACAGACCAAUUGCUGUCAAGGGAGAGGUUGUCAUUCGGCCCAUGAUGUACGUAGCCUUGACAUACGAUCAUCGGUUGAUCGACGGACGUGAGGCUGUGAUGUUCCUGAGAAAAAUCAAAGACGCCGUGGAGGAUCCUAGAGUCAUCUUAGCUGGUCUUUAAUAAUUUGGGAUACAUUUAUCGGCGCGCGUUAACGAUACAUACGAUCACAUCGUGAAUGAACAAGAACGCGAGAGUUUGGAAACUCGACAGGGAGUUUUCCCGCUUCCGGAAAUCUCUAAUUACAUUGGAACGUCCCCUCUGAGGAACAUGUCUCCCGAGACCCUACGUAUCGAAAUACCGUCAUUCUCCAAGCCGCACAACAUGAUAAGUGCAGUCACGAGUAACAAUAAGUGCGUUAAGAGCUAGUCCUGUUUGCUAUUCCGAAUUCUUGCAGCGAGAGGAGUAUCAUAAAGCGCAUUCUUAUUUCAAAUGUCUACACAGUUUGUACAUCGUCGAACCUUUGUACAACGACGUAACCUUUGUUAUUGAAAUUUCUCAAUGCGGUAUCUGAUAACGACCUGAUAAUCGCGUUUCCUGCGCGAACAAUUCGUGUUUCUACUACGCGUCGCACUGCAUUGAUGUCUGUCACUGUCAAAGGGCGGAGCGCAGAGAGGCUGGAGCUAAGGAAGGACUAGAAGGUACUUAACCCUAAGUACUCUAGAUGUAGAUUUACAAGCUAAAAAAAAUAAAAUCUCACCAAUCUAAGUCUCUUAAGCGUUAUUGACUUGCGCGUCACGUAGAUUAAGUAUAACUUUAGAUAUUUAAAUACAUGGAAAUGAUAUAUUGUUUGCACUUGUACUUUAUACCGACCUCAUCUCAGGGGGAUUUGUGCUCGCAGGUGGGGAGUUUCGUAUUUGAGGAAAAGCAGGACAUUCGCGAUCUUGUAAAUCAAAGUUAUUAAAUAAAAAGAGAUAAACCAACUUGUAGACAAGACGUGUUUUUGUACGACGUAUAUGUAUGUGGGAGGGACAGUGGAAGAGAGAAAAGGUAUUUAACUACACGCGUACAAAAGUAAAACACUGCCAACAGUCUUUGCGACGAAUGUUUAAAGUUGCCAUUCGAAUGUUUGAUAUGAAUCCACAUACGCUGUUCUGAUAAUGGCGAGUGUUAUCUCGCGAUUUUUCCAUCACUACAUGUUAAUCUUCAGACUACAGUUUUAUGCAUGAAAAUGUACAAAUGGUCUUUUAGUCCCAUUGUAAGAUAUAUAAUUGUACAUCGUUCAAUACUCUAUGUACUAACGAGAAGAAAAACGCAUAUAAAGCACACUGAUUAAAUC
Monomorium pharaonis (pharaoh ant) is the source of this 2772-nucleotide messenger RNA. Its product is annotated as dihydrolipoyllysine-residue succinyltransferase component of 2-oxoglutarate dehydrogenase complex, mitochondrial. The record is from RefSeq and is a predicted model, not a curated record. Bases 168 to 1616 code for a protein of 482 amino acids. Gene Ontology annotation, biological process: tricarboxylic acid cycle. The transcript has 9 exons. Gene Ontology annotation, molecular function: dihydrolipoyllysine-residue succinyltransferase activity. Gene Ontology annotation, cellular component: oxoglutarate dehydrogenase complex. Lineage: Eukaryota; Metazoa; Arthropoda; Insecta; Hymenoptera; Formicidae.